Molecule: messenger RNA, 4315 nt
Organism: Thunnus maccoyii (southern bluefin tuna)
Lineage: Eukaryota; Metazoa; Chordata; Actinopteri; Scombriformes; Scombridae
Gene: zbbx
Product: zinc finger, B-box domain containing
Exons: 21
Coding region: 469-4026 (1185 amino acids)
Biological process (GO): cilium movement
Cellular component (GO): motile cilium
Molecular function (GO): zinc ion binding
Source: RefSeq, a predicted model, not a curated record
AAUAGGGGACUUGAUGUCUUUGAAUCUGAUCUGUUUAUUCCCUGCGCAAACAAAGCCACGCUAUAAUAAUUCUUUUUAAGAAGUUGAAGGUUUGUCAACAAAUUCAGCCUGGAAAGUUCAUAUCAGCAAACACAUGGUAACGCAAAACAACUCGCCAGAUGCAGAGCUAUCGCGAGAAAGAGAGCGAAAGCGCGAGAGAGAACGAUGCCUUGGUUGCCAUGGAAACGGUAGCUCAACACAAACGCUCGAAGCAGAGAAACUGGAGUGAAACCGUGAAGUAGAUACAAAGCGUGAAUUAUUGGAAUAUUCGUUUUAACUAAACGUUUUAAUAACAAUAACGCAUGCUUUAAUUGAAGAGUGAAUUCCAUCCCGAGCUGGUAAUCGAGUUAGAGUCAAGCAGGCCUCUGAGAGGAGACUCUUUGUAAAAAGCACAGUGAAAGGCGCGAGAGGAAUACCUGAAGACGAGACAUGAAUUUAAACGACUUUGUGGUGCUUCCUAACAACAAGGCCAAAUCCGUCAAGCUUAAUGCCAGGAACCUGCAAGAACUGCAGAUGAAGACGGUGACUCUGGCCCAGGAGAGCAAAGAGAUGGAAGAGAAACUGCAACAGCUUAAAGAAAGCAUGAGUAAAGAGAAGGAGGAGAGAGGACAUUCAGGAGGAUUUAGAUGGAAGUCUGGACAAUGUGGUUCCUUAAACAGCAGUUCUCUGACAAAUAGCACCAAGAAGAACAAGGAGAACACACUUCAAAAGCUGUCAGCAGGCAAGGUGAAGAUCCGACUGUUGAAGGAUGAACCACUGACAGUCCCACCUCAGCCGCCGCCUCUGCCCCCUACCAACGGUCAUCGGACAACAAGAAAGAACAGGCUGAAGGGAACAAUAUGUGGACAGUGUGAAGUCAGGAGUGCCGGACUAAUGUGUGCCGAAUGCACAGAGUCCUACUGCGUUGGCUGCUUUGCCAAAUUUCACCAGAAGGGGGCACUGAAGCUCCACAGAAUGAUCCCCAUUCAGACAGACAUACAGACUCAUGUGAGCACGCGGGAUGUUGUCAGCUGCUUCCAGAAACAGAUGAACCCUAGUUCCUAUCCCAGUACCUUUACAAUUCAAAAACCCAGUCCCAAUUCUGAACCCAAUCACAAUCAUCCCUUUUUGUGUAAUACCACCACAAGACAAGGAGAUCAAAAACCAGAAACUGGAACAGAGGCUAUAGCAAAACAUACACAAUUGCACUCUGAUCCCAGCCAGGUGUUGGUUGUGAAUCAUGGAGAAGAGAAAGAGGUGGAAAUGACUAAAGACGGGCAGAAAAAGGAGGACGAGAAGGGUUUUUCCACUUCUCUACUUGGAGGAGAGUACGAUGAGGAGGAUUCUGCAAGAUCUUUCCAGGAGGCUCUCAGACAGUGGAGAGGAGAGAGGAGCAAUGGAGAAGGAGAACCCAUGAUACAGGAGGCAAUGUGGAAACCUGUUCGACCAGUAUCGGUGUCAGCUAUGGCGACCCAAGCUGACCUCUCUCCAGACAGAGGACCUGAAGGACAAGAAAGAGUAGGUGGAGAAGGGAGGGUACCUGUCAGGGUGGAGUUCAUGGAAAACAGCCUUACCUACAUGGACAGAUUGCUUCUCAAGAAGCACCGCAGAACACCAAUCGAAAUUGAUCAUCCAUCCUUGGUCUUUGGUAGAGAUUUAAAAUCACUGUCGUCUAACACAAACACUGAGGAGGAGACUGCAAGUAGCUUAACAGCCCAGGAGGAAGAUUUUCAUCGCUACUGUGCAUCAUUGUUUGCUGUCCCUGUCAGCAGCAGCAGGACUGAGCCUCAGAUUACUACAACUGAAUCGUGCCUCAUCAUAGAAGUCCUGGAUGAGACAGACAGAGACACAAAUGGAGUCUUUGUUGCUGAACAGAGGACAGACAACAACAUAAAGGUCCCCUCUGUUCAGCAGGUCUCCAGCAAAGGAAGAGAGCUAGUGCCCCAAACACUCUUAACCGGUGGUGGGUUCUCAAGAGUCAGCCUCUCUCCUCCCAGUCGAACACAACCAUCCAGGCAGUCUAGAGCAUCAACACAAAGCAAAGCACCUCAGAAGCUUCAUCCAUCAAAGCCUCAGGCUUCACCAGCAGAACACUCAAUGAAAUUACCGUCCUCUAAAAGUAAACCAUCAGCAUACCCAACUGCUGGGACUCCAAGGAUUUCAAAGACAUCAAUCAAGACAUCAACAAAGUCACAAAAUCCCAGUUGCUCUCCCACAGUCUACAAAUCAAAACCUGACCAUGGAUCACCACAAAUUUUGUCCUCUCCCUCAUCACUACAUUCCCAAACUGAGAUCCUUAAAUCCUCCUACUCCUCUCUCUCAUUUCCUCCUGAUGUUUCUCCUUUGGCUAGUGCCAUAUCACCAACCCCAGAAGAGCAUCUCCGCCCCUCUCCAUUUACAUCCCUCUCUCUUAGGUCUACUUUCACAGUCUCACCAUCAAGUUCUACAGAGUUAAUCUUAUUGCCCAAAGUUUACAAAUCAACCCCAUUACAAAAAGGCUCACCCUCACCUCUGCUACCAGAACAGUCGCAAUCAUCCCAGUUAUUCUCAGAAACAAUCUCAUCACUGAAGCUUUCCCAAUCACCACCAAGCAAUCUGAAGUCCCCAAAGCAAUCCCAACAUUCCUUGUGUGACCCAGAGUCUCUUCUAUCAGAUAAUCAACUCCAGUCACCUCUGUCAGCUGUGUCUUCCACUCCACACCCACCACCAAAAUUGCUGGAACCAAGUCUACCACAAACAAACCCUGUGCCAUACAGAGCACCUGAAAAAACCCCAUCCACCUUAUCUCCACUUAAGCAGUCCCCUCUGGAUGUAUAUUCUAGCUAUAGGUCAAUCCCAACGUAUAAGGAAGCACCAUCUUUUAUGUCCCCUACUCCUCUGACUUGUGACCAUGAAUCAUCUCCGUCCUGUCAGUAUACACAGUGUCCAUCACAUCUAUUAAAUGCCAUCCACAGUCCUUCAGCUGACAAGAUGAAGGAGGAAGAGGAGCUAUCAAUAGACAGUGGAGAUGAACUGUCCAGUGAUAGCCUGGGUCUGGCUCCACAUGAGGAAGACUCUUCAGAUGACGAACCAAAGAUGCAUGGAUGUUUGGCAAGAGGGAGCUCCAGACAAGAAGACCAAGGGAAUUCUGCCAUAUCUCAUCUAGAAGAUCCCUUUGUUCCUGCAGAUGCAGAAAGAGAAAAUGAACUGCAGACUGAUGAACCAGAACAGCUGUCAGAACCAUCCAUGGUGAUGCACAGGCAUAGAGCUAGGUCUGGAUCAGAGCAGUCCUGUGAUCUGGAGGAGUUUUCGCCUCUGGGUUUGGACAUGAAUUGUGGUCACUCAGACACACCAAAACACACACACUGUGGCCCACGCCAAGCUUCAUCGCAUGAUGCAGACCAAACAGGGUCAUUGGGUUACAGGCCGAGCAGCAGCCUCAGUACCAACAUGGAAGAACACCUGCUUUUCAGAAUGAUGAAGGACAACCACACGCAGCAAACUGGAUUCCAGAUUCACUCAACCACACCCUCUGGGAGAGGAAAAUUUACAGCAAAUGAACUAGGAACAUCUGGGUCAUGGUCCAACCUUUCUGGCAAGUCCACACCAACUCCAAACACUAGUCCUCUUCCUGCCUCUGUCCCACCCUCCCUCUCUCAUUACUCCUCUCCUCCUUUCUCUGCCUGCCUGUCCCCUCCCAAGUUGGGCUCAGAGUUGGGUCCAGUGUUUCGUCCGUUGUCCCGGGCAGCUCAGGAGAUUAUGGAGAUCUGUGAUGUGGAUCAGGCAGGCUGUGAGGACCCUGACCUGGACAUUGAAACAACUGCACACACCCUCCAUGAUCUAGAACAGGAAUUCAGACUCAUGGCCAAAGAAACAGGGGCACAGACCUUAGUAGUUGCUAUGGGAAACGGAAGAAGUCAAGCUCAGCAUGGGAAUUGGCGUUCCACACGGGGCAGAGUCAGCGAAGAACAAAAGGAAGAGGACGAAGCUGCACACAGCGACCGACAGAGCGUCCUCUUGCUACAAUGAGACACGCACACGCACACACACUCACACUAAUAUUGCUGCUUGUUCACUAAUAUGCACACAUAUACACACAGAUACAUGUGUCAGAUCGACUAAAGCAAGCAAACACACAGUCAGAAGUAUGCAUACAAUGCAAUUAAAAUUGUGCUCAUGUGGUGUGAAGGCUGGUGCAGAUGAACUUUGAUCCCUACAACUGAAUCUGGGAGGGGGGCGGGGGACUCUUGUGUGCAAAUAUAAAUAUAAUGCUGUGAAAAAUAUUGCCAGAAAUUGAAUAAAUGCUUUUUUGAUUGGA